CCUAUCAUUCCUUUCUCGUAUCCGGGCCAACUCCUGGUGGUUGGUCUCCUCACCCUUCAGCUAGCUCCUUCCUACGAGCAGAGGUCAACUACCCGCACGCCGGCCAAUCACCUUCAUAGCCAGAGAUCACAGCGCAGUGAGACAUGGAGAUGGCCGCGGUGACGAGGGAUGGAAAGAAUGGCGGCGUCCCAGAAUGGCGGGUGACGGUGCCGGAGGGCGCGUCGGUGACGCUGGAGCACGAGGCCUGCCUAGCCGCGCGGGCAUGGGCGUGGAUGGUUUCUUGUGUGGUCGUGCUUGGGGAGAAGGUGUCCGGCUUCGCCAAGCGGAUAUGGAAGAUCGGCGCCGACGAUCCCCGGCGGGCGGUGCACGGCCUCAAGGUGGGCCUCGCGCUCGCGCUGGUCUCGGUGUUCUACUACACCAGGCCCCUGUACGACGGCGUUGGCGGCGCCGCCAUGUGGGCCAUCAUGACGGUCGUCGUGAUCUUCGAGUACACCGUUGGUGGCUGUGUGUACAAGGGGUUCAACCGAGCCGCCGCGACGGUCAGCGCCGGCGCGAUCGCGCUCGGCGUCCACUGGAUCGCGGCCAACGCCGGCCACGAGUUCGAGCCGUUCAUCCGCAGUGGCUCGGUUUUCCUGCUCGCUUCCAUGGCGACGUUCUCGCGGUUCAUACCCACGGUGAAGGCGCGGUUCGACUACGGCGUCACCAUCUUCAUCCUGACGUACAGCCUGGUGGCCGUGUCGGGGUACCGCGUGGAGGCGCUCCUGGCGAUGGCGCAGCAGCGGGUCUGCACCAUCGGCAUCGGCGUCUUCAUGUGCCUCUCCGUCUGCGUGCUCAUCUGCCCCGUGUGGGCGGGGCAGGAGCUGCACCGCCUCACCGUGCGCAACAUGGAUAAGCUCGCCGGCGCCGUGGAGGCCUGCGUCGAGGACUACUUCGCGGAGCAGGCGGACGGCAAGCAGCAGCCGCCGUCCGCCGGGGCGGACGGGUACAAGUGCGUGCUCAACUCCAAGGCGUCCGAGGACUCGCAGGCCAACCUGGCGCGGUGGGAGCCCGCGCACGGCAGGUUCGGCUUCCGCCACCCGUACGAGCAGUACAAAAACGUCGGCGCCGCCAUGCGGCACUGCGCCUACUGCGUGGAGGCCCUGAGCGGGUGCGUCCGCUCAGAGAUCCAGGCGCCCGAGCACGUCAAGCGGCACCUCGCCGACGGCUGCACGACGGUGGCGGCGCGGUGCGCGCGGGUGCUCGGGGAGGCCGCGAGCUCCGUCAGCGCAAUGACUACGUCGUGGAGCCUCGAGUUCGCCGUGGCCGACAUGAACACCGCCGUGCAGGAGCUCCAGAGCGACCUGAGGGAGCUCCCGUCCAAGCUGGCCGAGGAGUCGCCUGCGACGGUGAUCGACGCCGUGCAGCUCUUCACGGUCACUUCGCUGCUGAUAGAGGUGUCCACCAGGGUGGAGGGCGUCGUGGACGCGGUCGACACGCUCGCGAGCCUCGCCGCCUUCAGAUCAGCGGACGCGAAACCUGAAGCUUCAGAAACCGAAACCAAAGCGAUCAAUCCAGACUCGGACGAGGAAGCACACUGAGCAGGAUUAUUAAUCGGAUCAGGAUGCAGGUCGGAAUUGAUCCCAGCCAGAUGAGUGGAGCCGGGCAGAUUAAACUGGUUCCACGAUGGCGUUCGAGUGAGCUGACACAUCAUUCUUUAUCUGAUUAUUCCUGCUCGCAGCAUGUGUCAUUUCAAUCCCGAUUGAUCUCCAGCGGUGACAGAGUGGCCGAAUUAGAUCAGUGGCGAAUAAAAAAACACGUGAACACUUGGCCCAGGUCAUUUAGUACGUGCAUAAUAAGUCCCCUCCCAAAAAAAAUCUACCUGCAGUAAUUCAGUAAGUGUUUAGGAAAUCUACAAUACAGAGUGAUUACAAUGU
Molecule: messenger RNA, 1913 nt
Organism: Triticum urartu
Lineage: Eukaryota; Viridiplantae; Streptophyta; Magnoliopsida; Poales; Poaceae
Product: aluminum-activated malate transporter 10
Biological process (GO): malate transport
Source: RefSeq, a predicted model, not a curated record